GCCGCCGGCUGGAGAUCUGAUUCCUGAUCCCCGAUUGCUUGGUCCUCCUCGGUCCCGCCAUGGGAGCCUGAGCGCCCUGCAGUUCCCCCGGCCCCCUGCCCCCGGGGCCUCGAGGGGGAAAGAGGCGAGUGGUCUGGGACGAAGCCGGGGUGAACGACCUUAGGAGCCCCCCUCAACAACCCCCAUCGGCCGCGCUGCCGGUCCUGGAGCGCGGAGUUCGGAGCGACCCGGUGCGCUGCGGAUACAAAGGCGCGGAGCGGAGCGGGGCGUGCGCCCAGUCCAACCGACUGUUCGCAGCGGCGGCUGUCGCCGCUUGAAUUUCUCUGAGAUAAGCCCACUCGUCCAGCAAAAUAGAGUCCCUCAGGGUGACAGUUGACUUCCUAAAGGUGCCUCUUGGCCUGAAGAAGCCUGUGCUAAAGGAGGUGGCUGUGGGGCCCCCCAAGAGGCCCCAGCCCGCGACCCUGGAGCGCUACAAGGCACGGCGUUCAGACGCCAUGGACACCGAGUCCCAGUACUCGGGCUAUUCUUACAAGUCGGGCCAUUCCCGCAGCUCCAGAAAGCACAGGGACCGCCGGGACCGGCACCGCUCUAAGAGCCGGGAUGGGAGCCGUGGAGAUAAAUCAGUGACGAUCCAGGCUCCAGGAGAGCCCCUGCUGGACAAUGAGUCCACGAGGGGAGAUGAGCGGGAUGACAACUGGGGAGAGACAACAACGGUGGUCACAGGCACCUCCGAGCACAGUAUCUCCCACGAUGACCUCACGCGCAUCGCCAAGGACAUGGAGGACAGUGUGCCGCUGGACUGUUCACGCCACUUGGGCGUGGCAGCAGGGGCCACUCUGGCGCUCCUCUCUUUCCUCACCCCGCUGGCUUUCCUGCUUCUGCCUCCACUACUGUGGCGGGAGGAGCUGGAGCCGUGUGGGACAGCGUGUGAGGGCCUCUUCAUCUCCGUGGCCUUCAAGCUGCUCAUCUUGCUCUUGGGCAGCUGGGCUCUGUUCUUCCGUCGGCCCAAGGCCUCGUUGCCCCGAGUCUUCGUGUUACGCGCCCUGCUCAUGGUGCUCGUCUUCCUGCUUGUUAUCUCCUACUGGCUCUUCUACGGCGUGCGCAUCUUGGAUGCGCGGGAGCGCAGCUACCAGGGCGUGGUUCAGUUUGCUGUUUCGCUAGUGGACGCCCUACUCUUCGUGCACUAUCUGGCUGUAGUUCUGCUGGAGUUGCGCCAACUCCAGCCCCAGUUCACGCUUAAGGUCGUGCGGUCGACAGACGGGGCCAGCCGCUUCUACAAUGUCGGGCAUCUCAGCAUCCAGCGAGUGGCAGUGUGGAUCCUGGAGAAGUAUUACCAUGACUUCCCUGUCUACAACCCCGCCCUCCUCAACCUGCCCAAGUCCGUCCUGGCCAAGAAAGUGUCUGGCUUCAAGGUGUAUUCUCUCGGAGAGGAAAACAGCACCAAUAACUCCACUGGCCAGUCAAGGGCAGUGAUUGCGGCAGCGGCGCGGAGGCGGGACAACAGCCACAAUGAGUACUACUACGAGGAAGCCGAGCACGAGCGCAGAGUGCGGAAGCGCAGGGCCAGGCUUGUGGUGGCUGUGGAGGAAGCCUUCACUCACAUUAAGCGGCUGCAGGAAGAGGAGCAGAAGAACCCCAGGGAGGUGAUGGAUCCCCGGGAAGCAGCCCAAGCCAUCUUUGCGUCCAUGGCCCGUGCUAUGCAGAAGUACCUCCGGACCACCAAGCAGCAGCCUUACCAUACCAUGGAGAGCAUCCUACAGCACCUGGAGUUCUGCAUCACUCACGACAUGACACCCAAGGCCUUCCUGGAGCGAUAUCUGGCAGCUGGACCCACCAUCCAGUACCACAAGGAACGGUGGCUGGCCAAACAGUGGACAUUGGUGAGCGAGGAGCCGGUGACCAAUGGGCUUAAGGACGGCAUCGUUUUCCUCUUGAAACGCCAGGACUUCAGCCUGGUGGUGAGCACCAAGAAGGUGCCAUUCUUCAAACUCUCUGAGGAAUUUGUGGAUCCCAAGUCCCACAAGUUUGUCAUGCGGCUGCAGUCGGAGACCUCUGUGUGACUCUACAGCAGUAGCAGGGCAGGGGGUAUGUGGGGGGCUCCUGCAGAGUGGGCGUGGCUUGGGGCUCUGGCCCUGCCACAUUUCUGCUGCCCUACUUCCUCUUGCUCUUGUUUUUGUUUUGUUUUGUUUUUUUUACUUGAAUUAACUUAUCCUGUAUCUGGUCUCCACCCCUCUUCCUCAGUUUUCCCAUGUAAAUCUGGAGAGACCACCUUGCUUUAACAAUAUUUGGGAACCACUCUGCCUCCCCCCCAAGUUUGUAUCACUCCAGGCUCUGCAGGAAACAGUGCCUCUUACCCUGUUCUUUCCCAAAGUGUCCACCUGGAUGGAAGUCCCUUCUCAAAGGGCGCAGGACCUUCUUGAUCUUGAUUGUACCUUAACCCCGAGCUUCCACUUAACAAACCUAAGUUCUUAGAGCCCUGCUCUCCAGUGGUCCCUAAUAGGAUUUCUCUGGGGGUGGGGGUGGGGGACAGAGCUUUGACCCCAGAGAGCCAUGGUGCCAAACUCUUGCGGGACAGCAGCUAACCCUAUUCCCUGUGCCCACUCAUAGCCCCGAGUCCCUGGGCAGGGAUGGACCCGUAACAAGUCCCAGAGUUAGGAUUCUCCCUGCGUGUUAACUUGCUUCCCGCUGUUACAGCUGUACUUUCCUGGUCCACACACAGACAGAACAAGUGGGAAGUCCCACUCAGGAGUCUUCUAUGCUAUUUCUGACUUGUGGGAUCACAUGAUCAUAGGCAAAUUGAGGUGAAAACCUCUUUGACCACUUUACUAGGACUGUGGGGGAGGUUUGGUAUUUCUUUUUUGGGCAAAUUCUAAGGGGAAGGGUGGGACAACCCCCUCAAGUUGGAGAGACGCUUGUCACUGGCCCCUAUCCCUCUGAACCACUGACCCUAUCCCUCUGAGCAGUUCAUUUCCACCCUUACCCGUGAAGGAUGCGUGUUGACUUCUGUAGGGACUUUAUGAUGUGCAGACCCUGACCAACCCUAAGAUGUGGUCUAAGACCAUGGCCUAAGACAUUUUUCUUUUCUGCACCAGCUACCCCAGUCCUGCUGACUUCCAACUCUAGAGACCUGUGGCCUCAUCUCUUCUUAGGGGAGGGACCAGCAGCUCCUUCUCAUCCCCUGCCUUAAGUCCGGUUCUUUGCCUCAGGGGUCUCUUUUCCAUGGCCUUCCAGGGUCCCAUCCUCUUCUCUCCCUGCCUCGCUUUCUAGGCUCUAUACUGGGGUGAGGGACCAGGAUUCCUGCCUUUUGUAGGUCUUAGCUCCUCACCCCAUUUUAACUAACACAGCCUUUGCACCACAUCUGAAUCUCAGUAAUUGAAAGCUCAUUUUGAGCAGGAUUCAUUAACCCUCUAGUGGAUAUUUUCAGAGCAAAUUUAAGCCCUUAAAUCAGACACCUUUAAAUUAUCUUUUAUCACCAGAAAGUAGAAACAGGAAAUGUCCACAUCCAUCCUUCCAGGAGUCCGUGUGGGGGAUGGUUCUGAUGGCUGGGACGGAGCAGUGCCCCUGGGUCACGUCUCUUAAACAACUCCCAAAGCCCCUGCAUAGCCCUUUCACUUCCCUGGAAAUUUUGCUGGUGUUUGCCGUCCACUGAGAUGAGGUACCCAUUGAUCUCUAUGUGAGGCUGUGGGAUCCAUAGCCAACCACCCCUUACUGUUCCCACAGGAAUGGGCUUUUGGAGCUGACUUAGGCAGGGCCUCAAGGUUAGCCUAGGGCUCUGGUAGAGGUUCCUGGAUAGACUCCAGGGAAAUAAAUCUGUACUUGAGUCAUGGGAAGGUAUCUUUUCUUUCUUUCUUUCUUUCUUUCUUUCUUUCUUUCUUUCUUUCUUUCUUUCUUUCUUUCCUUCCUUCCUUCCUUCCUUCCUUCCUUCCUUCCUUCCUUCCUUUCUUUCUUUCUUUCUUUCUUUCUUUCUUUCUUUCUUUCAAAGCAGGUUUCAGAGGAGUCCUUUUGGGUCACAUAAAUACCUCACUAUCCUGGAAAGCAGGGCCUGGAUGGUGAUUGGGGAUCACUGCCUUUUUGGGCAAGAAUGGGGUGUGGUGUUGGUUUAAGCAGUGGGUGGGGGUGGGCAGAAGGAAAAUAUUUGGGAUCUUAGUUGAUGCCCUAGGUUAGGGGCGCGGGGGCAUUUAUUUUAAGAACCUGCCAUGUUUUUUAAUCACUGUGAUAUUUUCAUUCCUUUUCCCUAAAAUGAAAAAGAAAAAAGUCUCUCCGACUCUCUGUCAAAGCACUAAGGGCUGUGACCAAGAAUGGUAUAGCGUUUUGGUCCUUUGUGUCAGAACUGUGGUAUCUUUGUCUACUUUGGUUAUCAUGUUUUUUAAAAUGUCAGGAUGAAUUGUCAAGAGUAUAGCUGUGUGUGUGUGUGUGUGUGUGUGUGUGUGUGUGUGUGUGUGUGUGUGUGUGUGUGUGUGUGUGUGAGAGAGAGAGAGAGAGAGAGAGAGAGAGAGAGAGAGAGAGAAAGAGAGAGUGAGUAUCUGUGUCUUUUGCUUCUCCAGAAUAGGAAGCUGUCCUCAUGCUGUGAACUGCUAUGUGUGGGCGGCUGACUCAGUCCCUCUGAGCAGUUUCCCCCACCAAUCUUGUCCCACCACUCACUCGGUUUCUAUUCUUCCACUGGAGGAAUGUGCCUACCCAGCCCAGCGCUAUCACCGCAGGGGAUGCUGUGCUGGCCUACUUCAGUGCCCUCGCUUGCUUCUCCAUCUGUGUGGCAUCCUAGCUCAUCCCACUGCACACCUCGGCCUUUGUUUUUAUGACCUUGGAGUGCUUACCUCUCUUCCCUCCACGCCAGGACACCGUGCCUAAGUCCUUCACCUACCUCACCACUCUGUCGCUAUCCCCAUCGGUCCCUUCCUGGUUUCUCCUAAAUAAGUGUCUUUGUUCGCUCCGUUUUUAUUUUAUUGUCCUCCCAGUUCUUUCCAUCUCUUCCCUUCUGCUUUUGGUCCUAGCCAGCCACAGCAUUCCCACUGUAAACCGUGAUUUAAUAAAGACAAAGAGGCAGGAUCCUGGGAGGUCCUCACUCCAAAUGUCUGGUUUCCAGGCUUUGUGCUUGCCUUGUUGGUUGGGCCUCGCUCUGCCUUGUCCGUUCCUGGUGUCUGUCAGUCUCUUUUUGCCCCUUCUGUUCUCCCCGUGGGACAACAUCUACUGAUGGAUUCUGUUCUGAUGUGUGAUUGUUGUAAUUUGUUCUUCUGUGUGUAAAAGGAAGGGCCUUCUUGAAUCUCUUCCAAGUGAGAAUGUAAUUUAGAAUUUUCCAUUGUUGGAUCUAGAUUUCUUAUUCCUUUUCUUUCCCCCUUUUUCUUUUUCUUUUUUUCUUUCUUUCUCUCUCUCUUUCUUUUCUUUUUCCUUCUUUUUUUUUUUUUUGGUUACAGAGCUGAGAUCUUGUGCAUGCAUGUAGAAAAUUGUAAAAUGUAAAUUUUUUUUAAUAUAUAAAAAGCUUGUUUUUACAGUUUGCAGUGGAUUAAACAUUAUGGCAAUUUUAGGGAUUUUUUUUUCUUAAACAUAGGAACUAAAACUGUACAAAUUUUUUUUAUAUAUAAAAAUAAAGACAUUUGACUUUUGUGGGG
Alexandromys fortis (reed vole) is the source of this 5606-nucleotide messenger RNA. RefSeq names its product VANGL planar cell polarity protein 2 (gene Vangl2). The transcript has 8 exons. Lineage: Eukaryota; Metazoa; Chordata; Mammalia; Rodentia; Cricetidae. The coding region runs from base 495 to 2060 and encodes 521 amino acids. Gene Ontology annotation, biological process: Wnt signaling pathway, planar cell polarity pathway; establishment of planar polarity; multicellular organism development. Gene Ontology annotation, cellular component: plasma membrane. The record is from RefSeq and is a predicted model, not a curated record.